UGGAUCUUAUCUAGCUAGCUACUGACAAAGAUGCUGCCAACUUUCUCCUUCUCCUCCAACCAAGUGUGUUAAAAAGACGCCAAUGUUUGCUAUGCCAUCCAAAGCAGAGCUCAGCCGGAUGCAGUAGAAGUGUCAGCCAUGUACUCGGAGUGGAGGUCUUUGCACCUGGUGGUGCAGAGUGAUCAGGGCCACGUUAGCGUGCUGCACUCCUACCCGUCCACCGUGGGCCGUGAUGUUGCCAAUGCAGUGGUACGCCCGCUGGGUGCCAGCCUAGGAGCUCCUGCCUCUGAGUGCAACCUGAAGACUGAUAAAGAGGUGAAAUGGACUAUGGAGGUACUGUGUUAUGGCCUCACACUGCCUCUGGAGGGAGAUACGGUCAAGCUGUGCGUGGAUGUCUACACCGACUGGAUUAUGGCACUGGUGACACCACGAGACUCCAUUCCCCCACCCAUUAUCAAAGAGCCCAACCGUUAUGUCCAAACUAUCCUCAAACAUCUGUACAACCUGUUCCUGCCAAGACCUGAGCACUUCAGCCCUAUGCACUUCAAGCUGUGUCAGCAGGUGCUGACUGCGGUGCAGAAACUUGCCCGUGACUCUUCCUGCAUGGCCAGAGAGACGUGGGAGGUGCUGCUUCUCUUCCUGCUCCGUAUCAAUGACACGCUGCUCGCCCCACCUACUGUAGGAGGGGGCAUAGCUGAGAAGCUGGCGGAGAAGCUGAUCAGCGUGCUGUUCGAGGUCUGGUUUUUAGCCUGUACGCGCUGUUUCCCUACACCACCGUACUGGAAGACGGCCAAAGAGAUGCUGGCAAACUGGAGACACCACCCUCCUGUGGUGGAGCAGUGGAGUAAAGUCAUCGCUGCUCUCACCUCCAGGUUACUGAGGUUUACCUAUGGGCCGUCCUUCCCUCCGUUUAAAGUGCCAGAGGAGGACGCAAACCUUAUACCUGCUGAAAUGGAUAAUGACUGUGUAGCACAGACUUGGUAUCGCUUUCUCCACAUGCUCAGUAAUCCAGUGGAUCUGAGUAACCCUGUGAUCGUCAGCUCCACUCCUAAGUUCCAAGAGCAGCUGCUAGGUGGGAACACAGUGCCUCAGGAGGUGGUGAUUCAGCACCCCUGCCUCAAACAGCUGCCUCAGAUCUUUUUCAGAGCUAUGAGGGGCAUCAGCUGCCUGGUUGAUGCUUUCCUAGGAACAACAAUGUCUAGGAGGUAUUUUCGGGACAGACUUCCCUCUAUAGGUAUAUCCAGACCCCGGUCAGACAGUGCCCCACCGACUCCUGUCAAUCGGCUCAGCAUGCCGCCACUCCCCACCACCACCAACACCACGCCUCCUCACAGCCGCAGACAUAGACCCACAGCAGUUACAAAGACCACCAGCAAAGCAUCCACGACUGGUCCUCCCAAAGUCACCCACCAGCCGUCCUCCUCUUCGCCCUUGUCCAGUCCCAACCAGACCAGCUCAGAGCCUCGACCCCUGCCCGCUCCCACCAGGCCGAAGGUGAACAGCGUGCUAAACCUUUUUGGCCAGUGGCUGUUCGAUGCUGCACUCGUUCACUGCAAACUCCACUCAGGCCUCAGCAGAGAAAGCAGUGUGACUGCCCUUGCUACUCAGGCUGGAGUUGAACUAAGGAGAAAAGGCUCUCAAAUGUCCACUGACACCAUGGUGUCAAACCCCAUGUUUGACGCCAACGAGUUUCCGGAAAAUUACGAGUCUGGACGAGCAGAGGCCUGUGGGACACUGUGCCGAAUCUUCUGCAGCAAAAAAACUGGAGAAGAAAUUCUACCUGUCUACCUGUCCAGGUUCUACAUGGUCCUCAUCCAGGGCCUUCAGAUCUCCGACUUUAUUUGCAGGCCGGUUCUGGCCAGUAUUAUCCUAAACUCCUCAGCUCUGUUCUGCUCUGACCUGAAAGGGAUCAACGUUGUGGUUCCAUACUUUAUAUCUGCACUGGAAAUUAUUCUACCUGAUCGUGAAUUAACCAAAUUUAAAUCAUAUGUAAACCCCACUGAACUGAGAAGAGCUUCCAUCAACAUUCUCAUGUCCAUGCUGCCUCUGCCACACCAUUUUGGCAAUGUCAAGUCUGAGGUUCUUUUGGAGGGUAAAUUCAACAAUGAUGAUAACUCACUUCAUGACAAGUCAGUGACCUUCCUGUCGCUGAAGCUGCGAUUAGUCAAUGUGUUGAUUGGUGCCCUGCAAACGGAGACAGACCCAGUCAAUACACAAAUGAUACUAGCUGCCAUGCUUAAUAUAGUCCAGGAUUCAGCACUAUUGGAGUCUAUAGGUGCCCAAACUGAGGUGGGAAGUGUGGACAGCAGUCACUCUAUGGCCAAAAGUCACAGUCGCAAUAACAGUGGGAUCAGUAAUUCUAGUGCAGGCAGCUCCGAAGCCACCACUCCAGACAGUGAGAGGCCUGCCCAAGCCCUGCUCCGGGACUACGCUCUUCACACAGACACAGCAGCUGGCCUGCUGAUCCGCAGCAUCCACCUGGUCACUCAGAGACUCAACUCGCAGUGGAGACCCGACAUGAGCAUCUCGCUCGCUGCCCUCGAGUUGCUUGCUGGCCUGGCCAAGGUGAAGGCGAGUGUUGAGUCUUCAGAUCGUAAACGUGCAGUCAGUUCAGUUUGUGGUUACAUCGUGCACCAGUGCAGUCGACCUGCUCCACUCCACUCCAGAGACCUGCACUCCAUGAUCGUCGCAGCCUUCCAGUGUCUCUGCAUGUGGCUCACAGAGCAUCCUGACAUGCUCAAUGAGAAGGACUGCCUUAUAGAAGUGCUAGAAAUUGUUGAACUGGGCAUCUCUGGCAGCAAGUCAAAAACAAGUGAACAGGAAGUGAGGUAUAAAGGAGAUAAAGAACAUAAUCCCGCCUCCAUGAGGGUAAAAGAUGCCGCUGAAGCUACACUGUCAUGUAUAAUGCAGGUUUUGGGUGCGUUCCCAUCUCCGAGUGGCCCCGCCUCCACCUGCAGCCUGCUGAAUGAAGACACACUGAUUAAAUACUCCAGAUUACCGUCCACCUCUCACAGUAACUUCAGAUACUUUGUCCUUGACAAUUCUGUCAUCCUGGCCAUGCUGGAGCAGUCGCUCGGCAAUGAACAGAACCCUUGUCCAUCUGUUACAAUGCUGAUUCGAGGCAUGUAUGGUCGUCAUGCUUGGACCAUGCAACUGUUCCACCAGCCUCGAGGAGCCAGAGCUAACCAGAAGCAGAUAUUUGUUCCAGAGAGUCGGCCUACACCCAAAAAUGACGUGGGAAUUCGCUUUAAUGUGAAACACAGGCCGUUUCCAGAGGAGGUGGACAAAAUUCCGUUUGUCAAAGCUGACCUGAGCAUUCCAGACCUUCAUGAUAUAGUAGAUAAGGAGCUUGAACAGCAGCAUGAAAAGCUUCGGGGAGUGAUGGUGAAGCAGAUAGACUACGAAACGACACUGGAGCACCAAACAGAGGAGCUGUGGAAGAACAAAUCGUUUCCCGAUCCACUUACUGACUGCAAACCUCCCCCUCCAGCACAGGAGUUCCAAAGUGCACGCCUCUUUCUCUCACAUUUCGGCUUUCUGUCACUAGAGGCUCUCAAGGAGCCGAGUAAUAGUCGUUUGCCUCCUCAUCUCAUUGCUCUGGACUCGGCUGUACCAGGCUUCUUUGAUGACAUGGGCUUUCUGGAUUUGUUGCCAUGCCGACCGUGUGACACAGUUUUUAUCUUCUACAUGAAAGCAGGCCAGAAGAGCAGUCAAGAGAUCUUGAGGAAUGUGGAAUCCUCAGCGAGUGUGCAGCCACACUUUCUGGAGCUUCUGUUGUCUCUUGGCUGGCCAGUCGAAGUGGGCCAUCACCCAGGCUGGACUGGGAGUGUAUAUACCAGCUGGACCAUCAACACUCAAUCCAAUGGCACUGAUACACCAGAUGAAUUGGUUUCAGUUGGGGAAACAGGAGGAGGAAUAUUUAAUGGUGAAAAGAUGGUGCUCUACUACGCUGAUGCUCUUACAGAAAUUGCCUUUGUGGUGCCCUCACUCAGUGACUCAUCAGCUGAGUCAUCUGAGAACAGUUUCCCCACAGCAGACUCUGAUUCUCAGAUGGAGCUGAUGCCCAGCCUACUGAAGCAACCCAACCUGACACUGGAUCUCUUUCCCAAUCACUCUGAUAACAUGGGCCCAGCACAACGGUCUCCCACUGCAAAGAGUAAGAAGCUGCCAACAGGAAGGAGUAUACCACCUCUAGGUCCAGAAACGAAAGUACUGGUGGUCUGGGUGGAGCGCUUUGAUGAUAUUGAAAACUUUCCUUUGUCCGAGUUGCUGGCUGAGACCAGCACAGGGGUGGAGAGUGCAAUUAACAGCAGUGCUUCCAGACCCACCACUUCGGAGAAGGAUGUGCCAGUCAUUUUUAUUCAUCCAUUGAAAACUGGCCUGUUCCGCAUCAAGUUACAUGGGGCCAUGGGCAAGUUCAGCAUGGUCAUCCCCUUAGUGGACAACAUGGUAGUCAGCAGAAGGUCAUUAGGCUUCUUGGUAAGACAGACAGUAAUAAAUGCAUGUCGAAGGAAGCGUCUAGACAGCGACUCCUACAGCCCUCCUCACGUACGCCGGAAACAGAAAAUCGCUGAAAUUGUUAACCGUUACCGGAACAAACAGCUGGAGCCGGAGUUCUACACGUCACUGUUCCAGGAGGUUGGCGAGAAAAGCCUCAACCCCUAAAAGCCUCAGUGGGGCAGUGGUGCAUAAUUGCUGUUUUUAACUGGCAAACGGCCAUAGUAUAUCAGCUGUCAAAGCUCCAUUUAUUGCCCAUGUGGCGGCUUACUAGCUGGUCCGAUCGCUGACGCUGGAAUGGAUGCUCUUCCGUUUUCUUAUUACUGUAUUUCACUUUUUUUAUUCCACCAUCAUUUUGGACAGUAAAAAUAGGAAGCAGAGAUAAGACAAGUUUAGUCCAAAACACUAACCAGAGUAAACACUGAUGCCAGUGCAAGCCGUUUUUCCUCCCCUUCACACACACAUUGUUUCCGUCUGUGUUGAUGCGUUAUGGUUCUUUUUAAACUCAGGUGGUUUUACCAUUCUUCUUAUGCAUCACUACAAGCUGACCUCAGCUUCAUGUUCUCUUUCAGUUUGUUUUCUCUCAUUUCCACACUGAUUUUUUUCUGUCUGUAGACUCGACUCCACGGGAGUCCUAAAUAUUGAUAGGUCAUACAAUGAAUGUCUGUCUUUUUUCAUUUGAUAUGUUUAUGUAGCAGUUAUGAAGACUUUAAAAGUCCUUCUUGACAUGAUCAUGGUUUUAAAGUCAGCAACAAAGUACUGAAUACUUUAGCGGAACAUUCUAGCCUUAUAUUCCUUGCUGACAUCCUUCAUGGAAAAAAAAAACUGUGGUUGACUCGUGUUUUCUCUCAUUUCAUAUUAAUUCAGGCAACAUUUCAAAGUCAGAAGGGCUCUCCUUUAUGUUCAUUUCAUUUUAUGUUACCUGGUAAAUGUAGGUGCCACAUUUUACUUUUUCCUUUUCUGCUGGAUGUCAAACACUGGUCUUUUAGGACGUUAUUUUCAUUUUUCAUUCCUUUUAGGAUUAUAAAGGAUUCUUUAUUAAACAGAGCAUUUAUGUACCAUCCACCGAGAAACACAUGGAAGGUCAUCUUUUCCUUUCUUCAUGUGUUUUGACAUGUAGCGUUAAAAAAAACAUGUCACUGCAGAGAUGUGAUUGAAAGGAUUGACUUAAAAUAUUACCCUCCGUGAUGCUCAUUUCAUUGGAUCGUUUCACCUAAUUUCUGAAAUAGAAGGAACGAGUCACAUUUUUGGUAGAAAGUUCCAAAUUUCAAAUCUGCAUAAAUAACACAAAGUGAUUCCUAAAUUAUACACCACAGAUUGCACCAUAUCAUAUUUUUAUAUCAGUCGAAAUUCACAAAUCCCACCUAAUGAGAUGACCGAUUUUCUCAUUUUAUGAUGACCCACUUUAACGAGCUGCUUUUCCCAACACUCAGAACUUGGACCUUUAUUUGGAUGGUUAGAGACGUAGUUUUCCUCCUUGUUUUUGUAAAUAUUGAAGGCAUCGACUUUGUAUAAAGUUGGACUGUAAAUGUAAAUAGAAGGGUGUGAAGUUUUGCUCACUCAUCUUAUUCUAUUAGGAAAGGCACAAAAAAAGAACGCUUGUUUGUAUUUAUGCCUAUCAUAUAUGUGUCCUAAAGAAACACAUUGGAUAUUGAAUGUAACACAUAAUGAA
Messenger RNA from Trichomycterus rosablanca, 6169 nucleotides. It is a transcript of the gene ralgapb, whose product is annotated as Ral GTPase activating protein non-catalytic subunit beta. NCBI's taxonomy places the organism in Eukaryota, Metazoa, Chordata, Actinopteri, Siluriformes, Trichomycteridae. The transcript has 31 exons. Gene Ontology annotation, biological process: regulation of small GTPase mediated signal transduction; activation of GTPase activity. Gene Ontology annotation, molecular function: GTPase activator activity. The coding region runs from base 139 to 4665 and encodes 1508 amino acids. The record is from RefSeq and is a predicted model, not a curated record.